AUGGCUCCAGCAUCAAGUGGUUGGCAGCUGCCUCCCUCCAGCUGCAGGACAGGCGGUGCCCAGAGGCGCGUGGCCAAGCGUCCCUUUGUCUGCAGUGAGUGUGGGAAGAGCUUCAGCAGGAAGGACGACCUGCUCCAGCACCAGCACAUGCACACGGGCAUGAAGCCUUAUGUCUGCCCUGGGUGCGGCAAGAGCUUCAGGUACAAAGUCAGCCUGGUCAACCACCAGCGCAUCCACACGGGCGAGCAGCCCUUCGCCUGCCCGCAGUGCGGCAAGGGUUUCACCUACAAGGGCAGCCUGGUCAUCCACCAGCGCAUCCACACCGGUGAGAAGCCCUUUGAAUGCCCCAAGUGCGGCAAGAGCUUCAACCAGAAAAGCACCCUGGUGAUGCACCAGCGCAUCCACAGCAGCGUCAAGCCCUUCCUCUGUGCCGAGUGCGGCAAGAGCUUCACCCAGAAAGGUCACUUUGUCUCCCACCAGCGCAUCCACACCGGAGAGAAGCCCUACCUGUGCACGGAGUGCGGCAAGAGCUUCACCUACAAAAGCAACCUGGACAUCCACCAGGUCAUCCACAGCAGGGAGAAGCCCUUCGCCUGCCGCCAGUGCGGCAAGGGCUUCACGCGCAAGUGCCGCUUCGUCACCCACCAGCGCACCCACGCCAGCCAGUGA
Messenger RNA from Dryobates pubescens (Downy woodpecker), 669 nucleotides. RefSeq names its product gastrula zinc finger protein XlCGF49.1-like. NCBI's taxonomy places the organism in Eukaryota, Metazoa, Chordata, Aves, Piciformes, Picidae. The record is from RefSeq and is a predicted model, not a curated record. Gene Ontology annotation, biological process: regulation of transcription by RNA polymerase II. The transcript has a single exon. Gene Ontology annotation, molecular function: RNA polymerase II cis-regulatory region sequence-specific DNA binding; DNA-binding transcription factor activity, RNA polymerase II-specific. Gene Ontology annotation, cellular component: nucleus. The coding region runs from base 1 to 669 and encodes 222 amino acids.